Macrosiphum euphorbiae (potato aphid) is the source of this 435-nucleotide messenger RNA. The record is from the annotation of a GenBank genome assembly. Lineage: Eukaryota; Metazoa; Arthropoda; Insecta; Hemiptera; Aphididae.
AUGUCUUCUCGAAGUAAACAAUUAAUAAAAUUGGCUCUAAAACCGAUCACUGUUGUAAGUAGUGAUGAAAAAUAUGCUGAUUUCAGUACCAAUCAAGUUGCAAAUUUUCAUAUUGAGCCUAAUGAAAAAAUUGAUAUUGAGAUAUGCAAAACUGCAUGUACUAAACAUCCAUACAUUGUUGAGUACUUAUCAUAUGAUUUUUUAAAAUCAUUUUCUGUACCUAAAUAUUGUAAGUCUAUAAGGCGAGGAAAUAAAAAGGGUGAUCCUGUUGUGACUAAUAUAAAAGCUCUUAAUUAUAAACCACACAAAGAAAUCAACUAUAAGCUAAGAUUUACUGAAGAUUGGUCAAAUCUUCCACUAUUAAGAAAUAAUAAACAGAAUACAGUUAUCUCAGAAGCAUUACCACAAUUACACAUGGACAGAAUAAAAAUUUAA